GGUCCUUCGAGCCGGAUUCGAUCAGCGCCCGAAAUUGCUCAAGAUAAACAAUGGCUCCGCGUAAGCAGAACGCUCAAGUGUUGGAGAGCAGGCGGACUCGAGGCACGCAGUCCUACCGGUGCCGAGUCUGCCGGGGGAUCCACCCUCUAAAGAGGUGCCAGAGGUUCCUCAAGCUGAGCGCGGAGAAGCGGCUACGGGCAGUUCUGGUUAAUAAGUACUGCGCAAAUUGCCUUGCCCACGAGCAUUCGCAAGGGGACUGCCGUAGCGGUGACCGGUGCAGAACGUGCGAUGAGGAGCAUCACACGCUGCUCCACAUCACCGAGCCUUCCAAGCCUUCCAAAAGGGGCUCCGCUUCUCAGCAGUGUUCGCGCCGGCAAGAUCCGCCAACGCGCAGAGCGCUUGCUUCUCCACCGCGCUCAGCAUCCUCGACACCAGAGCCCUCGACUCGCGCAGCGCGCGCUGCUCCGACGCUGGCAACCCUCCUUCAACACCACGUCGUCAACGUCCUUCCGACGGCUUUGGUCACCCUGGAGGCGGGUCCGAAGAUCGUGGACACCGUGGCUCUCAUAGACCCCUGCUCGCCUCAAAGCUGCAUCGACGCCACCCUGGCGUCCAGCCUUCGUCUGCCGACCACCAAUGUCGGAAAGGAAAGGGUGUGCACGGCGAUACUCCGAUCGAAGGUCGUCGAGGGAGCUGCGUUGGAUGUCGUCCUAAAGAUCGAACCCGGCAGCGAAACUUCAUUAGACACCCAAGAGGGCGAAAAGAAGUUGUCUGUUCCUACGAUCAAUCCGAAACGAUUGUCGCUCACGCCUAAGGUUAGGUCACAGAUCCAGACCAAGUCCGUAAAGUCGCUGGCAACUCGUUCUCAGGCAAAAAUGAGCAACGACAUUGCAAUUGCAGCCCUCGCGCGGUUCAUAACGGUGUCCGACCGCAUGAGCAAUUUCAGAGCGACCAUAGAAACUCCAGGGCCGUCAGCUCCGUCCGUCCACACCUGCAAAGUCCGUAAGGAACAAGUCCGCUCACUCUUGGAAAAGGCCGAAAAAGAAUUCGAAGCGUGUUUAGACACGAUUUCCAGCAUUACGACUGAAGGAGCGGAGGAGAUUCUGGCGACUCUGCAUCGAAAGUAUGAAUAUUGCUAUUCGGUGUACGAGGAGCUAUCAGUUCAUCUCAGCGAGCUGAUGGACCAAGCCACUCCGCAGCAGUCGACAGCGAGCACCACUAAUCAGUCCGCUUAUAUUUCGUCUGGGUGCCGGUUACCACCAUGCGAUACAGAAGUAUUCGAAGGAGAUUACCUAAAAUGGCCAACAUUUAGGGACCUUUUUACAGCAGUCUAUGUCAACAAUCCUAGGUUGACACCGGUCGAAAAGCUUUUCCAUCUCAAUGCUAAAACUAGCGGCGAGGCUAAGGCAAUCGUAGCCAAGUCCCCUCUCACAAAUGAGGGUUUCGACUCAGCAUGGGCAGCGCUUCGAGACCGUUUCGAAAAUAAGAGACUGCUAUCCCUUUCAUCGAAGUCCGACAUUCCGACUUGGGAUGAGAUGAACACGUUUCUUGGUGACCGAUACCGAACGCUAGAGGCGAUUGAGGACAUGAAACCAAGUCACAGCAAUCACUCUACCACUAAGAGUCAACCCGUCUCCAGGAGGCUCAACUCCUUCGAAGCUAAAGUGGUUUCCAAACCGAAGAAUUGCGAUCUGUGCUCAAAGGAGAAUCAUCCAGUCCGCUUAUGCCAGCGUUUUCUCCAGAUGUCUGUCGAUGCGCGGACCAACUACAUCAAGAAGAAACAGCUGUGCCUAAAUUGUUUCGCGAGAGGCCAUCAGCUACGUGAAUGUACGAGCACUCACAGCUGUUUCACAUGUCGAGCUCGGCAUCAUACGUUGCUCCAUAAAGGCAACCCCAAUUCCAGUGGGUCAACUACGGGAAAUAUUUCUUCUGCAAGCCCACAAAAUCCAACUGCACAGAGGGCCGCCAACGCUUCAGAAAAUCUGCCCAGUGUGCAGAAUUAUUUCGCAACCGGUGCCAGAGCGGUUUUACUAGGUACGGCCAUCAUUGACAUUUGCCACUUGGGUACGAACUACAGGGCUCGCGCUCUAAUAGACUCGGGUUCUGAGGCUACGUUUAUUACGGAACGCCUGUUCAAUUUAAUUAAGCUGCCAUUCCGCCUCAUCCAAGCCCAAGUUUCGGGCUUAAAUAAGACCAUUUCCGCUCAGGCGACCAGGCUCUGCCAUUUUUCGAUUCGAGCUCCUAAUAAGCCAGGCCUUCAGCUAGAAACCGCAGCUUACGUUCUGCCUGAAUUGGCCGGAACGCUACCGUCCUAUCCAAUCCCACGAGAUGCGCUGAGUGAUUUACCUGCUAUCCCCCUGGCAGAUCCUACAUUUCUUGAGAGCUCCCAGAUAGAUGUUCUGAUCGGAGCCGACAUGUUACCAUCCGUUCUGCUGAGCGGCAUGCGCACAAACAUUUGUGGCUCUCUCCUAGGUCAAGAAACUAUUUUUGGCUGGGUGCUUACCGGCCCAGUUUCAAGUACAUCUAGUCAGAAUCGAGUAUCCGCUUUCACGACCCAGAUAACCGAAACGAGUGACAGAGUCUUAGAAAAACUUCUCACUAAGUUUUGGGAGGUGGAGAAUAUACCCACUAAAAGGGUAAAGGACUCCGAUUCCUAUUGCGAAAACAAUUUUCUCCAAACGACCACUAGAGACGCAAGCGGGAGAUACGUAGUAUCUUUACCAUUUCGCGAGCCUGAAAAUCUCGGGUCCCAAUUGGGGCACUCGCGAUCCAGUGCCCUAGCUCAGUUUCUUAGAAACGAAAACCGUUUGAAGAGAGACUUUCCAUUAAAAGAGCAGUAUGACUCAGUCAUUCAAGAGUAUUUGGAUCUGGGUCACAUGAGAGAAAUUCCCCCGUCGUACGAUUCUCCAAACUAUUACCUGCCACACCACGCGGUGAUCAAACCCGAGAGCACUACCACCAAACUUCGCGUGGUAUUCAAUGCUUCUAGCCCUUCAUCCAAUGGGACAAGCUUGAACGACAUUCUUCAUGCUGGUCCAGUCCUACAAUCUGAUUUAACCAUUCAGAUAUUGAAGUGGCGUUAUUUCCAGUACGUGUUCAGCGCAGAUAUCACCAAGAUGUACCGUCAAAUCUGGGUCGAUCCCAAACAUACGCCGUUCCAGAGAAUCUUAUUCCGGAAUAAAGAAGGAGAAGUAAGCGAUUUCGAGUUAAAAACAGUCACCUUUGGUGUUAACUGUGCACCAUUUCUGGCACUCCGCGUACUCCAACAAUUGGCAGACGACGUAGAAAAGGACUUCCCUACAGCAAGCAAUAUUAUUCGUCACUUUAUGUACGUAGACGACGUUCUGGCAGGGACCACUUCCAUACAAGAGGCUCGACUGGCAAUCAGCGAACUUCGCCACGCUUUCAGCAGCGCCAGGUUCCCAUUGAGAAAGUGGACGGCCAACCAGAAGAGCAUACUCGAAGACAUCCCAAACGAGCAUCUACUCCACGAGGACUUUCGCGAUCUUCAUUCCGAAAGCUUUGCCAAAACACUGGGCGUUCGGUGGAAUGCGACCUCGGACGAGUUCUGUUUUGUUCCACCGCCAGUGUCGAUUAAAUCCACUCAUACGAAGAGAGAGGUUCUUUCCCAAAUUGCGAAGCUUUUUGACCCAGCCGGAUGGCUGUCUCCGUUUAUUGUCCGCUCAAAAAUCUUUAUGCAAGAAAUUUGGUUGCAGGAGCUGGGCUGGGAUGAAAACAUCCCCACAGAAAUGGAUCAGAGAUGGCAAGAUUUUUUGCGCAGCUAUUCCGAGCUUGAGCAGAUCCGCACUCCAAGGUGGGUUGGUUUCCAGCCAGGAGUGAAGGUAGAGCAUCACGGGUUUUGUGAUGCGUCUCAGAAGGCUUAUGGGGCCGCUAUAUACUUGCGGGUGGAAGUAGGCCACAACAUUAUGACACGUCUGCUUACCGCCAAAACCCGAGUCGCCCCUGUUAAAACGGUGUCCCUUCCACGGCUCGAGCUGUGUGGGGCAUUGCUGUUGUCAGAGAUGAUUGCAGCUAUUCUUCCGAAUAUGCCAAUUUCCAAUUCCGACAUUUUCUGCUGGACUGAUUCCACCAUCGUCCUCGCAUGGUUAAGCAAGCCGGCAUGCCACUGGACCACGUUUGUCGCCAACCGGGUGACAAAAAUUACUCAGGUGACGAGCGCUGAGCAUUGGGCGCAUGUGCGAUCCGAGCACAAUUCCGCGGACCUGGCCAGUCGAGGCGUUUCGCUGCGGGAGCUGGUUCAUAGCCAACUCUGGUGGGAAGGACCGGACUGGUUGCAACAGCCGAAGGACAUGUGGCCAACACGGGAGCUAGGACCUCCAGUCACAGACAUAGAGCAGCGUGCUGUGAAGGUCAAUUUCGCCAAGGCCCCAUCCGAAGAUUUUUUGGAACGUUUCUCCGCGUUGGACAAGGCUCUGCGGGUCCUUGCGUACGUAAUACGGUUCACUCAACGCUGCCGCAAGAUGCCGAGGGAUGCGGCUGAGCGACCCACCAAGGAAGAGGUCCAAGAAGCUGAAAGAGUCCUUAUUCGAAAUGCUCAGCGGGGAGAAUAUACCCAAGAGCUCAAAGUCCUAAACGAUAAGCGUCCGAUUCCAGUUUCCAGCCCGAUAGCCAACCUGUUUCCAUUUCAAGACCAACAAGGCCUGUUAAGGGCAUGUGGGCGCAUUACGGCCUCAACGGCCCUCCAGUACGACGAGCGGCAUCCUAUUAUACUGCCAUACAACUGUCGGUUAGCUCGUCUUCUCGUCCUUUUUCACACCAGAUUUCCCUGCAUGGCGGCAACCAACUAG
Messenger RNA from Drosophila ficusphila, 4808 nucleotides. RefSeq lists its product as uncharacterized. Gene Ontology annotation, biological process: proteolysis. The record is from RefSeq and is a predicted model, not a curated record. Bases 51 to 4808 code for a protein of 1585 amino acids. Gene Ontology annotation, molecular function: zinc ion binding; aspartic-type endopeptidase activity; nucleic acid binding. Lineage: Eukaryota; Metazoa; Arthropoda; Insecta; Diptera; Drosophilidae. The transcript has 4 exons.